Messenger RNA from Nerophis lumbriciformis (worm pipefish), 3318 nucleotides. NCBI's taxonomy places the organism in Eukaryota, Metazoa, Chordata, Actinopteri, Syngnathiformes, Syngnathidae. The record is from RefSeq and is a predicted model, not a curated record.
AUGGGGAACGCAGGGAGCAUGGACCAGCACACGGACCUCAGGGGCCACAACAUGCCCCUCAAACUACCUAUGCCGGAUCCGGGGGAACUGGAGGAAAGAUUCGCCAUCGUUUUGAACUCGAUGAAUCUCCCUCCCGACAAAGCUCGCCUGUUGCGGCAGUACGACAAUGAGAAGAAGUGGGAGCUCAUCUGCGAUCAGGAGCGCUUCCAAGUGAAAAACCCCCCUCACACAUACAUCCAAAAGCUGAGGAGUUAUCUUGACCCGGCAGUUACAAGAAAGAAAUUCCGCAGAAGAGUUCAGGAGUCCACCCAGGUGUUGAGAGAACUGGAAAUUUCAUUACGGACCAAUCAUAUAGGGUGGGUGAGAGAGUUCCUCAAUGAAGAAAACAAAGGCCUUGACGUCCUUGUGGAAUAUCUGUCUUUCGCACAGUACGCUGUCACGUUCGAUGGUGAGUGUGUAGAAAACAGUCCAGAGACACUGCUGGACAAGUCCAAACCUUGGAGUCGCUCCAUCGAAGACCUGCACGGAGGGAGCACACUGUCGUCGCCGCUUAGUGGGAACAGUAUCACCCGUGCGGGCCGCCAUUCAACUUUACGAUGUAACACGUUUCCCAGCCGUAGGACGCUGAAAAAUUCCAGGCUGGUCAGCAAGAAAGACGAUGUCCACGUCUGCAUCAUGUGCCUGCGUGCCAUCAUGAACUACCAGUAUGGCUUCAAUAUGGUCAUGUCCCACCUAAAUGCUGUGAAUGAAAUUGCACUAAGUCUCAACAAUAAAAACCCGAGAACCAAAGCUCUAGUGUUGGAGCUCCUGGCGGCAGUUUGUCUCGUGAGGGGAGGCCACGAGAUCAUCCUAGCCGCAUUUGACAACUUCAAGGAGGUUUGUAUGGAGGAGCAGCGGUUUGAAAGACUAAUGGAGUAUUUCAAGAACGAAGACAACAACAUUGAUUUUAUGGUGGCCUGCAUGCAGUUCAUUAACAUUGUCGUGCACUCAGUGGAGGACAUGAACUUCCGGGUUCAUCUGCAGUACGACUUUACCAAGUUGUCUUUGGACGAAUUCUUAGACAAAGUCAAGCACACUGAGAGCGACAAGCUUCAGGUUCAGAUCCAGGCCUACUUGGACAACGUGUUUGACGUCGGUGCUCUCUUGGAGGAUGCGGAAACCAAAAACGCUGCUUUGGAGCGUGUGGAGGAGCUGGAAGAGAACAUGUCACACUUGACAGAAAAGCUGCUGGAUGCAGAGAAUGAAGCUAUGGCAAAGAUAGUGGAGCUGGAGAAGCAGCUCAUGCAGACAAACAAGGACCUCGAGGGCAUGAAGGAAGCCUACAAAGACAGCAGUGGAAAGCUCCAGUCACUGCGGCAAAUCUUGAAGGAGAAGGAUGAGGCCAUCCAGCGGCAAAGCCACCUGGAGAAGAAGAUCCACGAGCUGGAGAAGCAGGGCACCAUCAGGAUCCACAAAAAGGGAAACGGGGACAUCUGCAUCCUUCCUCCAACACCGCCCGCCGCCACUGAAGCGUUGACGGGUACCACAGUGGGCGGAAAUUCCGUCGGCGGAAACUGUGUCGGCGUCUACAAUCCGACACACGUGGGUGGUGUGGCGGGUUCUUCGGUGGCUCCGCCUCCUCCGCCGCCACCAUUGCCAGAAAACGCCCCAUGUAAUUUAUUGAUCUCAUUUCCUCUUACAGUGCCAAACGGACCGUCGGCCACCACUCCUGCGCCAGCUCCUCCGCCGCCUGCCCCUCCGCUGCCGCCACCUCCACCACCACCCCCGCUUCCAACUUCUGCUUCAGACGUGUCAGUUCACUUGCCUCCGCCGCCGCCUCCUGCUGCUCCCCCAUUGCCCGGCUGCGGGACUCCCACUGUCAUCAUCAACUCAGGUUUAGCCGCUGUUAAGAUUAAGAAACCCAUCAAAACCAAGUUCCGCAUGCCUGUCUUCAAUUGGGUGGCACUAAAACCCAACCAGAUCAACGGAACUGUCUUCAAUGAGAUCGAUGACGAGAAGAUACUUGAGGACCUGAAUGUGGAUGAAUUUGAGGAAAUGUUCAAGACAAAAGCCCAGGGUCAAGCGAUGGAACUGGCUAUGAGCAAACAGGUCAUCCAGAAGGGACCCAACAAGGUGACGCUGUUGGAUUCUAACAGGGCAAAGAACUUGGCCAUUACACUGAGAAAAGUGGGUAAGACGCCUGAGGAGAUUUGCAAAGCCAUUCAGCUCUUCGAUCUGCGUACUCUGCCGGUGGAUUUCGUGGAGUGCUUGAUGCGCUUCCAGCCCACGGAGAACGAGGUGAAGACCUUGCGGCAGUUCGAGAAGGAGCGCAAGCCGUUGGAGAGCCUGACGGACGAGGACCGCUUCAUGAUGCUAUUCAGCAAGAUCGAGCGACUCAUGCAGAAGAUGACCAUCAUGGCCUUUGUCGGCAACUUUACAGAGAGCAUAGUGAUGCUCACGCCGCAACUCCAUUCAGUCAUAGCGGCAUCAGUUUCCAUCAAGUCAUCACAGAAGUUAAAGAAGAUUCUAGAGAUCAUUUUAGCACUCGGAAACUACAUGAACAGCAGCAAAAGAGGAGCCGUUUACGGAUUCAAGCUGCAAAGUUUAGACCUGCUUCUGGACACCAAGUCGACUGAUCGCAAGAUAACACUAUUGCACUACAUUGCUAAUGUAGUGAAGGAGAAAUACACACAGGUGUCUUUCUUUUACAAUGAGCUGCACUAUGUGGAGAAAGCGGCAGCAGUAUCGUUAGAUAACGUCCUGCUGGAUGUAAAGGAGCUGCAAAGAGGCAUGGAGCUGACCAAGAGAGAGUACAGCAUGCACGGCCACAACACCAUGCUCAAGGACUUCAUCGCACACAAUGAAAGCAAGCUGAAGAAGCUGCAGGAUGAUGCCAAGAUUGCACAGGAUGCCUUUGACGAGGCUGUGAAGUUCUAUGGGGAGAGUUCAAAAACCACGCCGCCGUCGGUCUUCUUCCCUGUGUUCGUGCGCUUUGUGAAGGCGUACCGGCAAGCCGAGGAGGACAACGAGCAAAGAAAGCGUCAGCAGCAGCUUCUGAUGGAAAAACUUUUAGAACAAGAAGCCCUGAGGGAGGAAGAGCAAAAGUCUCCAUCACACAAGAACAAAAGGCAACAGCAGGAGCUGAUCCAGGAACUGCGGAAGAAGCAAGUAAAAGACAGCCGCCAUGUGUAUGAAGGCAAAGAUGGAGCCAUUGAGGACAUCAUCACGGAUCUUCGGAAUCAGCCUUACAGGCGAGCGGACGCCGUCCGGCGCAGCGUCCGGAGACGCUUCGACGACCAAAACCUGCGACCGAUCAACAAUGGCGAGGUGGUCGUCUGA